AUGAGGUAUUCCAAUAAACUUAUCUUGCUAACUUUACCAACAAUAGCUCUCAUUUUAGUUGGAGAGAGUCGCAUAACAAUACUUUCGAAAGAAGUGAAAGAAAAGAUGGAGAAACUACUCAACCAUAUCAAUAAACCUCGAAUCAAAAGUUUCCAAACUGAACAUGGUUAUAUUUUGGACUGCAUCGACAUUCGUAAACAACAAGCUUUUGAUCAUCCUUUGCUCAAGAACCAUUCUAUCAAGUUAAAGCCCACACGUAUACCUAAAUGGACAAAAUAUAACAACACUUCUCAUAAGCCUCGUUCUUUGCCCUUUGGACAAGAUGACAUAAAGUGUCCAGUUGGGACAGUCAUUGUCAAAAGGAUUACACUUGAAGAUCUUAUACAAGCUCAACAUUUGAAAUCCCUAAGACAAGUUUCUUCAAUGAACAAGAAAAUUGAUUUAACUGGUCAUCAUUUUGCCACAGUUAAGUACAAUGAUUACCACUAUGGAGCAAAAGGAAACAUUAACACAUGGAAUCCAUACGUCUCACCAGAUCAAUUUAGUCUUGCGGCUAUGACUAUUACAGAGAAGUUACAAAGCAUCUCUGCUGGAUGGAUUGUGUAUCCAGGGCUACAUCAGAAUCAGAGUUCCUUAUUCACAUACUGGACUGCGGAUGGAAAUAAAAUGACUCGUUGUUACAAUGCACUAUGUCCUGGGUUUGUGCAUGUGAGCACUAAAUAUGCAAUUGGAGUCCCUGCCAAACCAGUUUCCGUUUAUGGUGGUCGACAAUAUCAUCUAGAAGUCAGCAUAUACCAGGAUCAUGUCACAGGAGAUUGGUGGUUUUCGCUACGUGACGAGCCAAUUGGGUAUUGGCCAAGAUCAUUGUUUAAAUCCGAAGGUUUGGCUGAUGGAGCGAGUGCGGUGGUUUGGGGAGGAGAAGUUUAUAGUUCAGUGAAAGAGAAAAGCCCAAGCAUGGGAAGUGGACAUUUCCCACAAGAGGGUUUCAAGAAAGCAGCAUAUGUGAAUGGUUUAAAAGUAAUCACCGAUAUAACAAGAGUUGUUUCGAGUCCAACAGCUUCGUCUUUAAAGACAUCCGCAAACAGUCCUAACUGUUAUAACGUCAAGAAGAUAUUAGGUGUUGGUGAGUAUUGGUCAAGAGCUAUUCUAUUUGGAGGACCGGGAGGAUGCACAUUUUAGUUUUACUUGUUUUCUAAGAACUUUAUACAUUACAGAUAAAAACUCUGAUCUUAUAGGUAGAGAUUACAGACAAAUACAAUAAGAGAUUUUAUGGGUGUUUGCUUUAUACCUUACAACUUUUCUGUUUGCUUUA
Messenger RNA from Capsella rubella, 1312 nucleotides. RefSeq lists its product as uncharacterized. The record is from RefSeq and is a predicted model, not a curated record. The transcript is spliced from 7 exons. Lineage: Eukaryota; Viridiplantae; Streptophyta; Magnoliopsida; Brassicales; Brassicaceae. Bases 1 to 1179 code for a protein of 392 amino acids.